AUGGCAAAGAAAUCAAAUAAUCUCCAAAGGAGUAAUAGUAACAGUACCAAUAGUAGUAAUAGUAAUAGUAGUAAAAGUAGAAAUGGAGAACAAGUUAAAGAGAUACAACAAAAACAACAACAGGAACAGAUGAAACCAGACUUGACAGCGACAGCGACAGCAGGAACAACAUACUCUUCAGAUAUCAUCCAUAGUAGUAAUUUAAUCAAUAGUACCACUAGUAGUAGUUCAACCAACUCACCAAUACAACUAAACAAAUCAUCAUCAACUAGUAGUACCCAAAUGAGUGUACAUAAAGAUGAAGUUAAUACAAGUGAACAUCAACAUCAGUUACAAGGAGGAUUAGCAACUGAACAUUUAAAUAUAAAUAAUCAUUAUAUCAAUCAUGUGAAUCAUGAGACUAUAGUUAUUCCAUCACCAAAUGUUACCAAUACAUUUAUACCAAUUGAAAUCAAAAGUGUCAAUACUGAUAAUGCGGUGGUAGAGGAUGACAUGAUAGACAUUCCUCUAACACCUCUACCAAUCACACCUCAAGAAUCAAAUACUACACCAACAAGUAGUAUAAGUAAAUCGUCGUCACCUAUCAACAACAACAACAACAAGAGACAAGAGAAUGGUAGAGAUGAAUUGUCAGAAGAGUCAACAUCGACAGCUAGUACAAGUACAACAAAUCAACAAGCUGUCCCUACUUGUACAAAUACAACUAUUGCUAGUAUGUCAUCAGAAUUAAGAAAAAGAAUUGGAUUGGAACCAUCAAAUGAUACUAUAGAGAUUGUUAAUACUAGUGAUCAUCCAAAACUACAUAAUUCGGUGGCAUCGACCACUACUCGAACAACAUCCAAUAUAUCAACAACCAACACUCAUUAUAUUCAAACCAUCAAUUAUAUACCACCCGAAGAACAGUCUAUUCUCUACACCAAUGAUCCUAGAUACUAUAGACACAUGUCUAGUUCUUGGAGUGGUAUUUUGGCGGGUAGUGGUGGUAUUCACGACCACCAAUACAUUCGAAGAAGUCAAGACUCUCAACAAUCUGUACCAUACAUUCCACCAGGCGACUUGAAACUCAAUGGAACACCUAUUGGCAUGAUGUCUUCGAAUCGAAAAGACAAGAAAAAGGAGAAAAAGAUUGAAAAGGAGAUCAAAGAUGCCAUGCAUGACUUGGAUGAGAAACAUGCAGACGUUGAGAAACAACUCAUUAAAAUGUCACAAAAGAAUAGAAAAAAGAAAAAGAAAAGAGCUAGAAAACUACACCUCGAACACAAAAAGAAUAGUCUUGGUGAAACCAUCUUUAAAGGUCAUCCAAGUUGGUUCUUGAUGCGUACCAUUCAAACUGGUAUACUUAAUUGUAUAUCAAAAACAUCUUACCUUUCAAUACCAGAAGAUUCUGAUCAAUUCUUUUCUUCUUUACAUCAUGAAUUACCUGUCAUUGAAGGACAACCAGGAACCUUUUUAUUUAAAGAUUAUUGUCCACAUGCAUUUUCAAGAUUAAGAAGUUUAUUUAAUAUUGAUGCACAAUCAUAUGUUCAUUCAUUGUGUAAAGCUUGGAAUGAACAAUCAACACCUGGAAAGAGUGGCUCCAUCUUUUUCUUUUCCCACGAUAAUCAAUAUGUACUAAAAACAAUUCCAAAACGUGAAGCUAAAUUACUUCGUAGUUUAUUACCUGAAUAUUUUGAACAUAUGAAAAGAAAUCCAAAUAGUUUAUUGACAAAAUUUUUUGGAUUACAUAGAGUGAAACCAAGACAAGGUAGACAAGUUAGAUUUGUUGUAAUGAAGAAUCUAUUCAAUACACCAAAGAUUAUAACCAGUCGAUUUGAUAUUAAAGGAUCGACUGUUGGAAGAGAACUGACAACCGAGGAGUUGAAAAAGAAACAUCCUACUUUUAAAGACCUCGAUUUCAGAAGAAUGGGUACCAAGAUUAACUUGGGACCUGAUCGCAAGAAACUAUUUUUACAUCAAAUAGGAGAGGAUUGCAAGUUCCUCGUUAAACUAAAUAUCAUGGAUUAUAGUUUAUUGAUUGGUGUACAUCGCAAAGAAGAUGCAAUGCGAAUGGUUGAACAAGAAGAGAUAUUACGUGAAAGUCAAGGUGGUGGUGGUGGAGGAGAGACUGCCACUGCCGAUACCACUGGCAACACAACCCUUCCAUGUGACGACUACUACUCAUCGAGUGAAGACGAGGAUUAUAGCGACGAAGAUGAUGAUCUCACCGAUGAGGAUGAUGGAGACGAUUUAAGAGCAUCCUCCAAAAUUGGAUCAAUUGCUCAAACCAAACAAUACUUUAAACAAAUUGAACAACAAAAACAACAACAAUUGGAUGAGUUACAACGAACCCAACAUUCAUCAUCAGCAUCCAAUCAACAUUAUUCUCAUCCUCUUAUUCCAGUUCAUUUAAAUGAUCCAGGUCAUCCAAAUAAUUUAAACGAACAACCAUCUCAACAACAACAACAACCACGCGGCAGUAGUAGUAGUAGUAGUAAUCAACCUCAUCCACAUCCACAUCCUCCACACCCACAUUUACAUCACCAUCAUAUUGUCCAUAAAGAUUCAUGUCUUGUUGAAUUGGAUGGACCAUUCCCACCAUUGGUUCCAAAGGAAGAGAAAUCCCCUAUUCAAUCAGUUCCACCAAAGAUAUCAAUAUUUGAACAUGAUAAAGGUGGUAUGCAAGGUAUAGAUGAAACAGGUAAACCAAUGCCAGAAUAUUAUUUCAUGGGAAUCAUUGACAUAUUGAUGUUGUUUUCAUUUAGAAAGCAAUUUGAACACACCUAUAAAAGUAUAUUUCACAAAGGUGAAAUUUCAGCUGUAGAACCUGUAGAAUAUGCAGCAAGGUUCAUAAAUUCAAUAAGGGAUCAUGUCAUCAAAUAA
Molecule: messenger RNA, 2859 nt
Organism: Cavenderia fasciculata
Lineage: Eukaryota; Evosea; Eumycetozoa; Acytosteliales; Cavenderiaceae
Product: putative phosphatidylinositol phosphate kinase
Exons: 5
Coding region: 1-2859 (952 amino acids)
Biological process (GO): phosphatidylinositol metabolic process
Molecular function (GO): phosphatidylinositol kinase activity
Source: RefSeq, a predicted model, not a curated record